Drosophila nasuta is the source of this 2059-nucleotide messenger RNA. It is a transcript of the gene Nepl18, whose product is annotated as Neprilysin-like 18. Gene Ontology annotation, molecular function: metalloendopeptidase activity. Lineage: Eukaryota; Metazoa; Arthropoda; Insecta; Diptera; Drosophilidae. The transcript has a single exon. Gene Ontology annotation, cellular component: plasma membrane. Gene Ontology annotation, biological process: protein processing. The record is from RefSeq and is a predicted model, not a curated record. The coding region runs from base 16 to 2034 and encodes 672 amino acids.
GAAUUAGUUAUAAUAAUGACAAGAAUGAUGUCACGUCGGAAUCAAAAUCUUCUGCUGGUGCUGACUGUUUGCUGGACUUACAUUCUUGCUCUGCCAACAGACAAUUCGAAGACGCCUCUUCGGGAUGAUUUUACUACAGACUACGCCAAGCGGAUUAUUCAACAGUCAAAAGUUGCGGAGAUGAAGGGGAUGUUGGACACAAGUAUCGCUCCAUGUGAUGACUUCUAUGGCUAUGCUUGUGGCAACUGGCACCGCCACAAUCCCGCUCAAUUCUUCCACAAUAUUAUGACGGACACAUUUCAGCUCAUAUCCAAGGGUUUUGAUCGACGUCUGCAUCGACUGCUGCAAUCCGGACAAAUGAAAUCACCCCUCGAGGAGAAGGUGCAAGUUUUCUAUCAAACCUGUGCGCAGGUGAAUAGUGACGAUGUCCAGUACAAGCAUGCAUUGCGUAAUGUCUAUCUGGAAUACGGUGAGCUACCAGUACUAGCUGGAGAACAAUGGAAUGCCUCCGAGUUUGACUUAUGGCGAACUAUUGCUCAGGUACAGCACAAGUACAGAAAGUCUAUCAUCUUGGACGUGAAAGUGAUGCGGGAUAUUAAGAACAACACUGUGAAUCAAUUUUAUUUGCUGCCGACGGAGAACAACAAGGUGGCUAACUCCAAAAUUCUCAAUAUAUUCGAGGAUGCCAGUUUGGCCGAAAAGCUGCAAAGAUACUUUGGAGUCAACACUCAGCUGGCCAAACAGACGGCAAAACAAAUUAAUCAAUUCGAGCGAGAUCGCAUAGCUGGAAUUUCAGCGUCAGAAGAUAGUUUUGAAGACAGCAUUACUCUUUUCACAGUCUCGGAAUUAGAUGAGAUGUACAGAUCCUUCUUGAACGUGACGGAGUUCCUUGGCAUAGUGCUGGGAGUUGACAAUGUGCCGGAUAAUAUUUAUGUGUACGGCAGUGACUAUUUGAGGAACACAAUGAAGCUACUCCAGGAGACACAAACUUCAACACUCGCCAACUAUGUGCUCUGGCAGAUCAUUGAGGAAUAUCUGAUUGACUCACCUCCUGAGGAGCUGAACAGAUGGUGCGCUGCAAAGGUGAGGAAGUAUUUUGCCAAGCUGGUCGAUCAUAUGAUAUAUGAGCGCUACCGCACUGCCGAGUCCGAGGAUGCGGUGCACAAUAUGUGGGGCGAAAUUCGCAACGUCUUCAGGCAGCAUCUGAGUGGAGAUAAGCUCGAUUGGAUAUCAAAUAAGACUAGACAGGGAGCCAUUGAGAAGUUGGAUCGCAUGCAGCUCCUCAUCAAUGCCUAUGACAAGGAGGACUUUGAGACGUACUACAGCAAUGUCAGCAUGGACCAGCACAACUAUGUCGCCAAUAUACAGCAAGUGCUGAUGGCACAGUCCGGCUGGAAAAUGGAUGUCACUGAUAUAACCGGAUACACGCCAGCCUACGACAUCAUGAGUAAUGUUAUCACCAUUCCGGUGGCUUUACUUCAACCGCAUUACCUCUGGGACUCGAAGUAUCCGCAGGCCUUGAAGUACGCCACACUGGGUUAUUUGCUGGCCCACGAGAUGAUUCAUGGUUUUGACAACGAUAACGAUGCCAGCUUGUGGGAUAUGCGUUCACACUAUGAGUUCGAGGAGCGACGCAAGUGCUUCAUGGCCCAAUACCAAAAAUACAAGUAUGGAGGAAUCAAUCUGCCCCUGACCGUUGACCAAACGGAGAACAUUGCAGACAAUGCGGGCAUCAAGCUAGCCUACAUCGCCUACCAACGUUGGUUGAACGAGCAGCCAAUGGAGAUUGUUCAGAAAGAGACUUUCUCUGGCCUGGAGUUGAAUAGUCGACAGUUAUUUUUCUUGGGCUUUGCCCAGCUCUGGUGUGAUGAUGUACAGUCGAUGUUCAAAUCAACCGUAGCUAUGACAGAUAAUCAUGCACCCAGUAUGUACCGGGUCAUUGGAUCCCUGUCCAAUUUCCAGGAAUUUUCCUGGGUCUUCAAUUGUUCACAGCAGGCGCCCAUGGAUCCAGAGUUCAAGUGCGCCAUUUACUAAGUUUAUAAAUAAAGAUCUAUUGAUU